This is a messenger RNA of Mustela erminea (ermine), 1463 nucleotides long. RefSeq names its product exosome component 3 (gene EXOSC3). Lineage: Eukaryota; Metazoa; Chordata; Mammalia; Carnivora; Mustelidae. Gene Ontology annotation, biological process: U4 snRNA 3'-end processing; exonucleolytic trimming to generate mature 3'-end of 5.8S rRNA from tricistronic rRNA transcript (SSU-rRNA, 5.8S rRNA, LSU-rRNA); TRAMP-dependent tRNA surveillance pathway. Gene Ontology annotation, cellular component: nuclear exosome (RNase complex); cytoplasmic exosome (RNase complex). The transcript has 5 exons. The record is from RefSeq and is a predicted model, not a curated record. Gene Ontology annotation, molecular function: RNA binding. Bases 393 to 1223 code for a protein of 276 amino acids.
GGUUGAAGACCGCGCCGUGGGUGCGGGUGCUGAGGUACACCGAGUCCGCGGGAUGGAUGGAACCAUAGAGUCCUCAAAGUUCCCACGGAAUCAUACGUUGGAGCGUCUUAGAAUCCUGCGAUGCAAUACGAGACAGCAGAAGUGAGGGAUCUGCCACCGCCUUAAGCCGCGGUUCUCGUACUGUUCUGCAGAAAGGCUGCGAGACGGGAGACGGGCGAGAGUCAUAAUCACAAUCAACUCGGUAGAACCCCAGCGCACACCGAGCACGUUUCACAGACGUGGGUUCCACACCGAUAGGUCCCUACUACCGGAAACGGAAAGCCGUGAGCAGGCUGGCGAUUGGACGUGGGGCCGGAAGCGGAAGCUGAAAAUUGCGUUUGGUGGCUCCCGAUAUGGCUGAGGUGGGGGGUGUUACGACCGAAUCCGUUGCGGGAGACCGGGCGCGGGCGGCGCGCACCAUGCUAGAUCAGGUGGUACUCCCGGGUGAGGAACUGCUGUUGCCCGAGCAGGAGGACGCUGAAGGCCCAGGAGGUGCUGGGGAGCGACCGCUGCGCCUGAAUGCGGGGACGCGCUCCCGGGGACGCGUUGUGUGCGGCCCGGGCUUGCGGCGCAGUGGCGACCGCCUGCUGGUCACCAAGUGCGGCCGCCUCCGUCACAAGGAGCCCGGCGGCGGCAGCAGUGGCGGUGGCGUUUACUGGGUGGACUCACAGCAGAAACGGUAUGUCCCAGUGAAAGGAGACCAUGUGAUUGGCAUAGUGACAGCUAAAUCUGGAGAUAUAUUCAAAGUGGAUGUUGGAGGGAGUGAACCAGCAUCUUUGUCUUACUUGGCAUUUGAAGGUGCAACUAAAAGAAACAGACCCAAUGUGCAGGUUGGAGAUCUCAUCUAUGGCCAAUUUGUGGUUGCUAAUAAAGAUAUGGAACCGGAGAUGGUCUGUAUUGACAGCUGUGGACGAGCCAGUGGAAUGGGUGUGAUUGGACAGGAUGGUCUGCUUUUUAAAGUGACUUUGGGCUUAAUUAGAAAGCUCCUGGCUCCAGACUGUGAAAUCCUACAGGAAGUGGGAAAACUCUACCCACUGGAAAUAGUAUUUGGGAUGAAUGGAAGAAUAUGGGUUAAGGCAAAAACCAUUCAGCAGACCUUAAUUUUGGCAAACAUUUUAGAAGCUUGUGAACACAUGACAGCAGAUCAAAGAAAACAGAUCUUCUCCAGAUUGGCAGAAAGUUAGAUGGAAUUUUUAUGGGUCAGUUGACCCAAGAGACUAUGGGUUUCCUGGGGAAAAUUUUUUCAGGGGAACCUCUCCUCAUUAAAUGUUCAGAAGACAAAAUGUGAAUGUACAUAUUGUCUUAUCAAAGUCCUUAUUUUUAUAAAAAUGUUACUAGUUGCCACCCAUGUUCUUGUGGGUGAGAAAAAUCAUUAUAUAAUAAUGAUGUAUUUUUUUCUUUACAAUAAAGUUUACUAAAAAUAU